Molecule: messenger RNA, 2004 nt
Organism: Desarmillaria tabescens
Lineage: Eukaryota; Fungi; Basidiomycota; Agaricomycetes; Agaricales; Physalacriaceae
Product: class II aaRS and biotin synthetase
Exons: 4
Coding region: 41-1915 (624 amino acids)
Biological process (GO): protein modification process
Cellular component (GO): cytoplasm
Molecular function (GO): biotin--[biotin carboxyl-carrier protein] ligase activity
Source: RefSeq, a predicted model, not a curated record
GCGGUCCUUAUCUUGACAUCACCACCCUCCUCCUGUUGAAAUGAACGUCCUUGUAUAUUCCGGACCAGAAGUCAUUCAGUUGUCUCUUGGGGACACCAUUUCUACCCUUCGUUCUCUUCUCGUUCCCAAUUAUUCUGUACAGCAAGUUUCCUACCAGGUUCUCAAGUCUCAGCCAUGGCCCACUUCUUGCGCAUUGCUCGUUUUUCCUCGAUGUCGUGCAGGAUUUCCGUCGUCGGUGCCUUCUAUCAAUAGUUUUGUCGAAAAUGGGGGAUCGCUGCUGGCCUUUGGCACAGGCGUCCAAUGCUCUCCCCGUGGAAUCUCCAGUUUUGGUUCUCUAAGUCUCGCCGACGAGGCUUCGUUCAGGCUCUACGAUCGUGCCUCCAGAUGUUAUCUAACGCCGAUAAUUUCUCCUCAAGCAAAGGAACAGUCUUCAAUAACUCGAAUCCUCUCCAAAGAUGGGUGUAUCGAAGGGAUCGAGGGACUUUCAGGCUUAAUCACUGGCUUCGAGGAUAGUGGAAAUUACGAAUCGCUGGCCACCUACUCCAAUGAACAAUCCGAGUCCAACAUUGCAGGGGUAAAAUGUGCUGUAGGUGGUGGUUCCGUGAUAUUUUGGUCUUUCAAUAUCGAGCAUCCCGUUACCAAUGAAGACCCCGAGCUACUUCGGAAAUCCUUGCUUCGUACCACUCUCACAAAACUUGGUCUCAGGGUUCCCUCCCCUGAUGCUCACUCCGUAUCCCGUCCUUUACCCCAAUUCCUCGUGGGCCAUCCCUCCAAACCGGAAAUUGUCGCACGGAUUAUUAGUGCCAUAUCGGGUGGUUCUGGAUCGGAGUUGAAAGCAUUUGAGGACGAGAACGAUAAGUUGCGCUUCCAUGAACCGCAGGAGUAUCCAGAUGUCAAAGUCGAAGCCCAGAAGGCGUAUCUGGCCUCAGAAGAUCCCGCCGCAUGGCAGCCAAAACAUAUCAUCGUUUAUCCCAAUGGCGAUCUUCCUGACGACAAGUCUACACCCUUGUUUCAAGUCAAGACUUUCUUCGAUAAGCUGUCUGUGGCGCGUUCGGAUGCCGGUUGCUCCACAACGAGCGACACCUGGGGUUUUGGUGAAGCCUUGCUUUACGGCGAAAUCGUGACGAGCACCCAGACAAUGGUUGACAAGAAUCCUCGCCUUCUCGCAGCGCUUCCUACUCCCUUCCUGUCUCUAGCAUCGUUCCAGCUUGCAGGGCGCGGCAGAGGAAGCAAUAUCUGGCUCUCACCCGCGGGCUGUCUACAGUUUUCCCUUUUGUUACGCGUGCCUUUAGCAUCGUUCCCAACGAACAAGCUGGUCUUUGUCCAGUACUUGUUUGCCCUCGCGGUAACCGAGGCAUGCCGAGAUGACAGCGUCCUGGGAAGAAGGGGUGAAAGUGUUCGUAUCAAGUGGCCGAAUGACUUGUAUGCCGUCUUUGGGCCCGAAGACGGGGACAAGAAGAAGAUUGGAGGGAUUCUUGUUAGUACGAAUUUCUCAGGAGGGAAGUGCGACAUCAUCAUUGGUUCAGGGCUGAAUGUGCUCAACCCGCCUCCCAUCUUCUCUUUAUCCCAGCUACAAGGCAACGACUUGCCGCUUAGCAUGGAGACUAUCGCUGCCGUGAUUUUAGCAAAGUUCGAGAAGAUGUGGACCGUUUUCGUACAAAGCAAGGGCUCGUUUGAGUCAUUCAUGGCAUUGUACUUGGAUAGAUGGCUUCAUUCCGAUCAGCUGGUGACUCUGACAACAAUGGUCCCUUCGAAAAAGGUUCGCGUCAGCGGUUUAACAUCCGACCACGGGUUGCUGCGCACUGUCCCGGAACGAACGGGCUGGUCAUCUGGGGAAGAAGGGUUCAUCGACUUACAGCCAGAUGGCAAUAGCUUCGACUUAAUGGCCGGACUGAUCAAAUCGAAAUCCUCAUAAAAUUGUGGUGGACAGUUCUAGGUAUGGCUACAUUAUCUACGGAGGUUUCCUGCACCACAGUGACAACAGUUAAGGCUACACUUGGAAUA